Molecule: messenger RNA, 1574 nt
Organism: Helianthus annuus (common sunflower)
Lineage: Eukaryota; Viridiplantae; Streptophyta; Magnoliopsida; Asterales; Asteraceae
Exons: 5
Coding region: 1075-1479 (134 amino acids)
Source: RefSeq, a predicted model, not a curated record
GUAAGUGUCCAUGACAAUUGACUAGUGGGCUGGUAGGGUUGCCUUCCUAUUGUUAAAUUCAUCCCUCUUUCAAGUAGAUCUUCUUUAACAAGACUAAUUUGGAGUUCAAUCCAUUAAAAAAUGGCUCACUUGAAAAACCUCUAAAUACAAUUGGAUGCUAUAAUAUCCGCAACCAACAACUUCGCCGAUGAAAGUUGCAUUGGGAGUGGGGGAUUCGGAAGGGUGUACAAGGGAACGAUUGCGGGUUUCGAUGGUUGCUUUGAAGCGUUUAGAUCGCCGUCUAACUGAUAUCGAGUUUUGGAAGGAGAUCAUGAUGCUUCCACUAUACAAACAUGAUAAUAUUGUGUCUCUCUUAGGGUUUUGUGAUGAUUGUGGCGAGAAGAUCCUUGUAUGUACCCAACAAAAGUCUUGACUAUUAUCUCGCGAGUGAUAAUCUAAGAUGGAUUAGACGCCUUAAGAUAUGCAUUGGGGCGGCUCGUGGAUUGGCGUACCUUCAUAGUCCAAGAAAGAGUAUUGCAUCGGGAUAUCAAGAGUUCUAAUAUUUUAUUAGAUCAAGAUUGGAACGCCAAGAUCUCAGAUUUUGGUCUCGCCAAGUUCGUAUCUGCCAAUCACAAGUACACAUUUUAUUACUCUAAUGCUGUAGGCACGCUUGGAUAUCUCGAUCCACUUUACGCAGAGGAGGCUGGGUUAUUAACAAAAGAAGAGUCAGAUGUUUACUCUUUUGGUGUUGUAUUGUUUGAAGUAGUAUUGUGUGGGAUCGAAAACAAAGACGCUGGACAACCAGCUUUAAUAAGAUUAGUGCGAAAACAACACAAUAGAGGAAAUCGUUUAUGGUAGUAUAAAAGAAGAAAUAAAUCCUGAAUCUUUGCAGGUGUAUGUUAAGAUCGCCUACCAAUGUUUAAAGAUGAAACGUGAGGAACACCCAUUAAUGAGUGACGUUGUGCGGGCACUAGAAACAACCGCACUUAGUUAUCAAGAACCCAAAAGUGAUCAAGAUGCAAACACUUACUUACCGCCAAAAUCACCCUCAACCGGAUCGUGGGAAGGCUACGCAUCCCAUAGAUAUCGAAGAGUAUGCUAGCUCCGAGGGUGGAGGGUUGCUUGUGGUUACAAGGAAAUGAUCUAGUAAAAGGGAAACAUCCAUUCGUCAUAUUGCGUGUUGUUGGACAUGACAUUAAACGAACUACGACUAUGAAGAACAAUCAAAAUCCGGUAUGGAAGUUUACCUUAGAAAAGCCUACAAAAGCAAUAUUGCAUUUGGUAGUUUGUUCUGACUCGUGGAGUAAAAAGGACAUUUUGGGUGAUGUGGAUAUAAGUCUUGCUGACGUGGUAAAAGAAAAACAGAUGAACAAUAUGUACAACAUUGGAAAUACUCGGAUUCAUGUGGAGUUGCAAUGGGAAAGUUCAGAUUUGCCACUAAAAUCAAAGCCAAAGCUGUUGAAGUUCAUGAAUUCAGUUUACAAUUUAGCUGUUUCAUAAGCCAAUUUUGACAAAUUUGGAAAUAUGUAUAUGGGCCUAACAUUGAUUAAACCGAAAAGUAUGUAUGUGAGCCUUUUGAAAUUGGGCUUUUUAAA